AUGAGUCGCAAGUCAGGCGAUGACAGGCUAUCAAAGGCCCUGCGUGCGUUGUCCGAUCGGUUUCCCAUCUGGCUAUACCCUGCACAAGGUCCCAUCAGCUCAGCGCUACCGCCAGCGCCCUCUGCACCGACGCUGUGGCUACUCGGUCCAGGCCGGGGCGGCGCGGAGGAGUCCUUCGACGUAGAAUGUCUCAAAUGGCAAGCCCGGCUUCGGUUCAGUCUGUCUGAGCGAUCGAGCGUCGUAUGGCGAUACUGGCAAGACCCAGAAGCGGGUCUAGGCGGUCAAUUACCCUGCUUGCAUUUGCCGGAUGGUCAAUUGCUACCGCCGGCACUGAUCCCCGAUUGGAUCCAUGAGCAACGCGGCGAUGUGCCGAAGCAGAAAAAGAAAGCGCCGAAGCAGACGGAGUCGGCGGUACUCGCUGAGCUCGAGCGCAAGAGAGCAGAGCAAGAGAAAGCUCAGGAGAAGCAGGACACCAAGCCCGACGAUGGUCUGACAGACGAGCAACGCAGCAAGCUCAACGACCUCCUGCCCCAAAUAGACACAUCGCUUCGGCUGUACAUCAUGACGCAACUCUAUUUGACGCCCAUCUUCACGACCUACACAACUCCGCUCUACCACCCUCGUGCGCACCCUUCCUCGCCCACGCUAACGAGAAUGCUCCACCGAAUGCUUGCUUCGUCCCACAAAUCGGAAGCCAUUGCAGAGAUUCAACGCUUACAAGCGCGCGUCCUUCAUGGCGAAGCGGGCAAAGACGAGAAAGAGGUCGAAACGGAUGCCGCUGCCAAUGGAGCAAAGUGGUACUUACCUUUCAAACUGGACACCAUCAUCAGGCAGAUCGGGCAAAGUACGGGUGUGGGUCCGGCAGAUACGCGUAUUGACCUAGAAGCCAUCGAGCAGCAAGCCCUGACGCUGUUAGCGACACUUGACGAGCAGGUCUCCACUCUUGGCGCAUCAAAGUGGCUGCUCUCAACCCAAGAUGCGACUGAAGUAGAUGCCACGCUGUUUGCUAUGUUGCAUACGCUCCAGACCGUCUCAAAGUCGAGCCAAGCGAGCAAGCGAGAAAACAUCGUAGCACGGUUCAGUAGCCUGCAAAAGUGGCAUGGCGACAGAGCUGCAGAGUACUUUGGCGAUCGCGUUGAUGUGCCGAAGCUAGACCGGCAAUCUUGA
Messenger RNA from Mixia osmundae IAM 14324, 1167 nucleotides. RefSeq lists its product as uncharacterized. The transcript has 2 exons. The coding region runs from base 1 to 1167 and encodes 388 amino acids. NCBI's taxonomy places the organism in Eukaryota, Fungi, Basidiomycota, Mixiomycetes, Mixiales, Mixiaceae. The record is from RefSeq and is a predicted model, not a curated record.